Molecule: messenger RNA, 3401 nt
Organism: Mytilus californianus (California mussel)
Lineage: Eukaryota; Metazoa; Mollusca; Bivalvia; Mytilida; Mytilidae
Product: alpha-1,6-mannosyl-glycoprotein 4-beta-N-acetylglucosaminyltransferase-like
Exons: 5
Coding region: 203-1657 (484 amino acids)
Biological process (GO): protein N-linked glycosylation
Molecular function (GO): acetylglucosaminyltransferase activity
Source: RefSeq, a predicted model, not a curated record
UUGAAUAGAUUAUAUAGGGAAAGACGUCGUUUUUCAUGUAUCAAACAUUUUGAAAUUGUUAAAAUUAUAAUCAAUCGAUCGUUCCAUUUUUAUAUAUUCACAUACAUUAGUUGGAAAUUGCCAGUUAUAAAUCUGCAUCUGAAAAAAGGGAAUUAAGUGUUUCAGAUAUAUGUUUAACUAAUAAUUUAGGAUAUCAAAGAAUAUGAAGAAAAAGAAUAAUAUUUUACAAACAAUAUUGGGCUUAGUUACAAUUAUGGUUCUCAUAGCUGUUCUGCAAUUAAUUUUGUUUUUUAUUCAAAUUCAAAAGAGUGUUUUGUUCUACCAGAAUAACAAUGACAAAGAGCCAUCUUUUAGAUAUUUAACAGAUACACGGAAUCAACAGGACAAAACACAAUCAACUCCAAGUCGUUCCUUAUUUCCAAGAUUUAAUUUGGACGAACUAUACCCAAACUGGACAGAAAACGCUUCACUGUGGAAAUUACAAGGCGAUACGAAUAAACGAUAUUUAACGUUAGGUAUGGUGACGGCAAAGCGACGAAACAACACUGUUUACCUCUUCGAUACGUUGAGUUCUCUCAUUACAAAUGCUAAUGGUAAGGAUUUGCUGGACAUCUACAUCAUAAUAUUGCUGUCUGAUUUUGACGAAGAAUGGAGAAAAAACAUAUCUUCCACAAUUCAAAUUAAAUACCCUGACGAAGUCAAAAAUGGAACAAUACAAAUAAUAACAAGCUUUCAUUGGAUGUAUCCAAGGUUACAGAAUCUCACUCACCAUUAUAUAGGUCAUUCGCAAAAUAAAGUCGAAUGGAAAUCAAAACAGAACAUAGACUUUGUUCUAUUGUGGUUGUAUGUAUUCAAAUCGAAACUCUCACAUUAUUAUCUUCAUCUUGAGGAUGAUGUUGUAACAGUUCCAGACUAUAUCAAAAUUAUGAAAAACUUUGUCAAUCACCAAAAAAAAAGAUGGACAUGUUUAGAGUUCUCGGUUCUAGGAAUGAUAGCGAAAUUGUAUCAUACACAAGACCUAGAUGCACUAGCCAAAAUGGUAGCUUUAUUUUACGAAGAACAGCCUGCAGACGUAACUUUUCUUUAUUUCAAUCCUCAAAUGCUGCAAUUUAGACGUAUUGUUAGAAAACCAACUAUUUUUCAGCAUAUAGGAAAAACUUCGUCACUUCAGGGCAAAAUAAUGUUAGCGAAAGAUCAAUUCUUUAUGGCAAAUUUUCGUAAGACGUUGAAAGGAGAAAAUCCACCAGCAACGGUAUUGACCAAUUUAAAAUUCCGCCCUGAAUAUUCACCUGAAAAUGCAUACAAUACAGACUUUGGUUACUUUUCCUCCGAAGUUGGUCCGAAGAAAAAUGACUAUUUUAAAGUUGUAUUUAAAACACCUCAGGUUAUUCAAAGAAUUGUUGUCAAAUCUGGGUUAGAUAGAUUUCCAAAAGACAAAUUUUACAAUGCAGUAUUAGAAGUCAGUUCUAGAACUGAUAAAACCAACGAUUGCACAGACUACAACAUUAUAGGAAAUUUUGUGAAUGGAACAAUUGAUGUUCAAAACUUUACUAAGAGAGCAAAUACAAAUAAAACAAAGUGUAUUCAAAUAAGAGUUCUGAGAUCUCAAAAAUUUUGGGUAAUAAUUCCAGAAAUAUCAGUUUUUCUUAAGCGUUAAACAGUUUUAAAUAAUAAAUGAUUAUUUCAAAGUUAAAUUAAACACACCUCAUGCUUUUCGAAGAUGUUUGGUCAAAUCAGGGUUAGAUACUGGUAAUAAAAAGACAAAUUUUGAAAUGUAGUAUUAGAAGUCAGUUCUACAACUAAUAAUACCAACGAAUGUACAGACUUACAUGUUAUAGAAAAGUUUGUGAAUGGAACAGUUGAUGUUCACAACGUUAUAAAUAUAGAUAAAACAAUUAAAACCAAUGUUUAGAUUUCGGAAUGCUGUGGAGUGCUCCGAUGUAUCAUACUUUUAAGUAAGAUGUGGUUAUUGGGGUUGUUUAAAUGUGGGAAAUGUGUUACUUAUCUCCUUUGUGCAUAUACUCAUACGUCUGGUAUUAUGAGUCCGUUUUAGAUGGGACGUCUCAUGGUAUUUUUUCUAUGAAUAUGUCCAACAAAAAGUUCAAAUUUGUUUAUUGUUUAACCACAUAAUUUAAACGGUAUAUAAGGAUUAAUAUAAGAAAGAAAGCUUCCAUUUGAUUUAAACACAAAUUUGGUGGUUGCAUUAUAGAGAUACCAUAAUAUUUUGAAAAUUUGUGAAUUGUCAUCCUACAAUUGGGUGAAACCUUCGGAAACAUGAAUUUUCUUGGUUCAACAAAUCUUUAUAUCCCUCACUCAGGCCAGAGAAAUAAAUGUAUAAUAUUCUACAUAUCAUGCACCAGAUCAAGUAUGCUUGGAUUGAUUUAGAACAAACAUUAUAAUAUUAUUUGUAUUGGUGAUUCAAGACUCGCUUUGGUUUUUGAAAGCUUUAAGGUUUGUCGUUCCAGAGUAUGGGAUUUUUAACAGCCAUGUCUGAAGACACAUUUAUUUGUAUGUGGAUAUUCUGGUGCACAUUUCCCAACACAUCCAUCUAACUAACUUGUUAUUAGAUAUUCCACAUCAUUCUCACAAAAGUUCUAAUGUGCAAAUCGGGGUAUCAUGUGCUCUUGGCGUAACCGUUUUUGACGUAUUGUUUGGCCUAAUAACAUGGAAUACAUGUACGUGUAUUUUGACAAAAUUAUUAAAGAUUAUUGGCAGAAAUGUGUAUUUAAGCUGUUCGUUUUAUGAGCACUCAUAAACGUGUUCAUGUAUGUCUCUCCUCUUAUUUAUGAAUACGAAUUUGCCGCGACAUUAUAUAGCAAGGUAAACCAGUAAAGGCAAACUUGUUUGGCUAUCGAGUAUCGGAUGAAUCUUGAAUACCAAUACAGUAAUGUUUUCCGUAUUGAAUAUCUUCUCCUUUCCGGGACAUGUUUCUAAUUCUAUAUAUCAUUUUAACCAAUAUAAUCUAUCCCACAUCAUAAGGCACCCAAUGAGUUCCGAUAUCUGUUUAGCAAUAAUUUCAAGAUGUCAUAAAUAUCGUAUGAAACUAAUAGCUUCGCACCUGGACGAAAAGAAACACAUGCAUUUUUCAUGAUUUUGUUUUGACACAAUGCAUUAAUAAAGAAUGGUCUUAUACCAUUAUAUUGCUUAUCAAGAUUGAAAUAAAAGCACAUUUUAAAGACAGUAAUCUUAAAUUAUAUGGCAUACUAACCACAAAAGAAAGAACAUUACCACUUACUUAAUUUUUCAAUGACUUAAAUAUUAAAUGUGAAUCAAUAUAAUCAAAACUAUUCAUGUUAUACUUUGUUUAAUCUAUCUUUAUUUUAUUUUUCAUAUAAUAAUGUCUGUUAUUAUUACGCUCAUUGUUGGCGACGUGAUUUGAAAAUAAAAUAUUUUGAUGUUUG